Moneuplotes crassus is the source of this 975-nucleotide messenger RNA. NCBI's taxonomy places the organism in Eukaryota, Ciliophora, Spirotrichea, Euplotida, Euplotidae. The record is from the annotation of a GenBank genome assembly.
GCAAAAUCAUGGAAACUGGUUAUUUUACAAAACCUUCAAUAGGAAAGAGCAAGGCGCAGCAAUUACUAAAAUCAUAUUGCUUUCUGAAAAUCUUACAAUUUCUUACACCGCAAGAAAUAGUAGUGCUUCAGAUAUUAAACCGAAGGUUCUACGAUGACAUAAUUCCUUUGGCAAUCAAGCAAAUUGAUAUUUGAAGGUCUCCUUGUCAAGGAGCUGUGAUGUUGAUUAAAGACAAAAUAAUGAUCGUUGAGCUUCCGCACAUCAGACUGAUACAAUUGAGUGGCGCCUGGAAGUUAAGCAUGUUUGACCAAGGCACUAGUGUAUGUGUGAACAAUAAAGGAAAUGAAGUAUGGCUCAGCUCUGGAUUCCCAAUCUCCCAGACCAGACUUGACAAGGAAGAACAUAACAAUUAAAAUCUUUGGAAAACUUUAUAAAAUUGAUAUAUUCAAAGUUCCAUAUUUAGCAGAGGAAAGAGAGUCUAUGGAUAUACCAAGAUAUGGACAUGCCCUGAUUCAUCAUAAAAAUAUGAUCUUUGCCAUUGGAGGUAGUGACAAUUUGAGUGCGUUGAAAACUGUAGAAGUUUACUUUCCAUCCAAAGAUUACUGGGAAAAAAUCGAACCGCUUCAGACAGCCCGAGAAGACGUCACUGGAUGAGUUGCUAACGAAAGAAUCUACAUAUUCUCAGUCAAUCUUCUACACUCAGAAUCAAACACCAUAGAAUACCUUGAUAUCAGCAUAAUAUACAAUUCCUGGGUUCAGAUAUCUUUAAAACUAAACAACGUGUCAUUCCCAAAGACUGUUAGUUGCUGCUACCACCAAAAAUCCGAUGAGAUCCUAAUCCUCGAGCCCAAAACCCGCCGCCUGUGGGAACUCCCACUCUCUUCAGACUUCACCGCCUUCAGGCUCAACAUAAAAUCUCCUUUGCUUCAAAAAUUCCUUCAGGUGGUAGAGACUGAACUUCCUGGAGUUUUUUAA